AUGGGCGCCUUCCUGGACAAGCUGGCGCGGGGGGCGGCCGCCCGGGUGCUUGUCAUAGGGGGCUCCUUCACCAGGGGCUCGGGUUGCCAGGACGACCUGGGUCGCGAGAAGCAGGACUGCUCGUGGGUGGCGCGGCUGAGACGGUGGCUGCAGGCCGCCUUUCCGCGUUUCAGCGUCGUCUUCUACGACGAGUCUCGGGCCGGGCAGCCGAUUGGCAUGUUCCUCAGCGGCCUGGGCGCUCUCUUUCGGUCACGCUUUCUGCUAGAGGAGCCGCCCGACAUAGUCUUCAUCGACACGAUGGCGAACGACGGCGCGUGGGCUCAAGUCGGCCUAGCAAGUAUAACCAGGAACGUUUCCGAGUAUGGUAGUGUCGCCUUCGAGCAAGCGGUGAUCGCCCUGCGAACAUUGGCCCCCCACGCCCAGAUCAUUCUGUUGCAGGAUGGCUGCAGGCCUUGCCUAUCGGCCGGCGACAUGCAGACGAAGGUGGCCACUACAACAUCCCUACUGCGAACUAUGGGCUCCUGGUGA
This is a messenger RNA of Prorocentrum cordatum, 528 nucleotides long. NCBI's taxonomy places the organism in Eukaryota, Dinophyceae, Prorocentrales, Prorocentraceae. The record is from the annotation of a GenBank genome assembly.